Messenger RNA from Besnoitia besnoiti, 6054 nucleotides. RefSeq lists its product as uncharacterized. Bases 1 to 6054 code for a protein of 2017 amino acids. Lineage: Eukaryota; Apicomplexa; Conoidasida; Eucoccidiorida; Sarcocystidae. The transcript has 5 exons. The record is from RefSeq and is a predicted model, not a curated record.
AUGAAAGGGCGUGCGCCUCAAGGCGACGGGGGCAAGUCAAAGCCCGGCGCGGCCGACCCUGCCAAAGGCCGAAGAUAUCUGCAGUCCGCGGAGAAGCCGCUCGAGGGCGCGUCGCUCGCUGAAGACAAUUACGAUGACGCUCGACCUCAUGAAGACGUUAAACAGCGGGGCUGGGAGGGGGGGACUCAAAAGGUCGAAGCGGCGCUGAUGCCGCCUACAGCCGGUGCAAGGCCAGCCUCUGCUCAACCUCAAGCGCCGGCGCUCCCUGCCUCGUCAGCAGUCAUGUAUGAGACGCCCCCAGUCCCGUCUUCCUCCCCUCCCCAGUCUUCUGCGCAGAGGUCUGCUCCCUCGGACUCCGUGGAGCUCUCGCCCGCUUUGGCUUCAUCGCCUUCACUCUCGCUUGACGCCCCUGCGCCUCCAGCGUCUGCGUCUGCCGACUCCUCUUCUCCUGUGGCGGCGUACGUCUCAUCUUCUCCUCCGCCGUUUUUGGCAGUUCCUCUCGAGGCAGUCGGUCUGCUACCUCCUCAGCAGCGCGCGGCUUUCCUCGAGACCGCCAGGCGCCUUCCCCCUGAGCUGCAUCCGCUAUUUCUGGCGGAGAUUCUACGCGCAAACGCGGCUGCUUUGCCCUCGUCCGCUCCUGCGUCAGAGGCGAGUUCCACGGCCCCCAGGAAAGAGCCAGGCCCCCCGGACGCAAAUCCCCAGAGGCGGCCGAGCGCCAGCGGGCACGGCCAGCCUUUGUCGCCACCUCCGAGAUCUGCCGGCGGCUACUCGGGGCCCAGACCUGCGCCAGACGAUCCCCUGGAAAGAAGAGUGAGGAGCAGUGGCGAAGUGCAGCCUCAGCGGGUUGCCUGGGAAAGACAGAUCCCCUUACCCGCGCACGCAGUUCCGUCCGCGCUGGCCUCAAUUCCGGGGGUGCCUCACCCCUCCGGCGCGGGAUCUUAUUCGCCUUCUCUCGCGCACGCCCCGUAUGCACACGCACAUGGCGCAGAGAGUCUCGUCGCCGCGGCGCCUGAGCGCCCGCCCGUCUUGCGGUUGUCUGACAGUUCUCUCCCGAGAUCAGGCGACGAGUCUUACUCACACAGCGUUCCUCAACAAGGCGCCUCUUCCUCGCUGCCUUACCCCCAAGACAGCGCUCUUGCCUCGGCCGCGAGUGCGCCGCUGAGCUACACAUAUCAGGGGCCCUCGUAUUCGUCUUCCAGAUUUGUUCCAUCAGCUGCGCCUGCGGCUUCGAUUCCUGCCUUGGCGUCGGCGCCCUCUCGCUAUGGGAUGCCCUCUCCCGCGGCCUACGACGUGCAUCAUCUCCCUGCAGGAAGGGCGCCUCCCCCUCCAGUUGGCGCGGCUCAGCCUCCGUCCGCUGCGUACGUGACCGCCGCCUACGCGCCCUCUGUCUAUCCGGCGCCGUAUCCCUAUUCGCCCUACCCUCUCUCUUCUGCGUCUGCUCCCUACGCGACGCCUUAUCCUCUUUCCGCCGCACCUUCUGUCUAUCCCCCCUAUUCCUCCGCUUCGGCUGCGCCUCUGCCUCUCGCAAUGGUGCUGGGGGCCGCUCCGCCCCCGCCCCACGUGGUGGCGGAAGAAGUCAACGCCGCGGUAGACUCAGCCGUCAACCACGCGACCUCGGUCGUCGAGAACGCAGUGAAGUCGGCGAUUGUCGGCAUCAUCAAUCCAGCGACGUACAACACCGCUGCGCUACUCCACGGCCUGCAGGCUCUCAACGAAAGAGUCUACGAGGGAAGCGAGGUGGCGACCAAGGCCCUCCUCGACUUUGCAGCCUAUAGACGGAGUCACCCGCAGGACACGCUCGCGCAGCUUGUCAACAGCUUGGAAGAGGCAACAGACACGCUGAAUCAAGCUGCGACCGCGGGGACUCCACGCCUGAAACCGACUUUAGAGGCUGCGCAGAAAGACGGGAACCCGAGCGUGAGCAAAAGUGGGCAGCCUCUGCUCGAAGGCAUGGGAGUCUUUUCGCCUUCGAAGGAAUCUCCGUACACUCCUGGGUCCCUGCAGGCGGACGCCUUUUCGGCCGCCGUUCUGGAGGGUCAGGAGGUCGGUGCCAGAGGCGUGGAGCCAAGCUCGCCUCGGAAACAUCUCUCGAGGAAAGACGACGAGAGCGGGAAAGAGAGAUUCGAAGAGACAGCUUCGAGAGCAAAGAAAGGCCCCGCUUCUACUGGCGGCGGAAAGGGAAGCUCCGAGGUGCUCUCAGGCCAAGGUGCGGACAGUGCGGACGCAGGUUUGCCUCAGGAGAUCAUCGAUCUCCGGUCGCUGCUCACGAAGGAGCAAAUCGCCGUCAUUGAAAGCCUCACGGAGUUUCUGAAUCUGGGGUUCGACGCAGCUCUCAACUUUGUGAAGAGCCAGAGCCGCGGCGUCCUCGGCUUGAAGCAGUUCCCCUUCUUCCAGCCCCUGCAGCAGAAGAUCCUGGGGAUGUACCAGCGGGCGUCCGCAAACCGCGACGCCGACAAGCAGCGACUCGAAGAGGAUGAGCGACGCGAGGCCGACCGCCGAGCGGCGCUGCACAAAGCUGAUCGCGAGCGGCAGUUCUGGGCGGAGAUUCAGAGGGAGGCGGCAAAGCAAGGCCUCGAUCCUCGCGCCGUUGCCGAGAGACUCAUUCAACUCAACGCGCAGCAGGCCGCCCACGACUCCCGCCGCGGCGGCGGCGCUGCAAGCAAGGCUCGCCCCGGCCUCCCGCUCCCACACAGUUACCAAGCAGAGGCCUCUGUCCCUCACCACGCUCGAGGUGCCCUGGGGACGGGUUUCCCUCUCCAGCGAAGCCUGGUCGUCAGGAGCCCCACUGUGCUGGAAGGCGAAUCCAGGCGUCUGUCACCCGGGGCGCCGAUCCAGCCACACGCUGCCCUCUCCGUCUCGCCAGGCAGGCGCCUCGACAGAACCGCCAACGAGGAAGGUCCCGCUGACGCAGCGCAAGACGAAGCAGUCGAAAACGAUAGCGGGGAGACGAAACCAGAAACAGACGCUGCAGGAAAUGCGACGGAGGAGGGGGAAGGAGAACUGGUAGGCGCGGCUAAAGGGGAAUCUGAGAAAAAGUCACCCGCGGCGGCGCCCACAGAAGAAAAACCUACGUCGGCCUCUGGGGGUGACAACGCGAGCUCAAUGCAGGUGGAUCCAAGCGUGCGAGCGGGUCGCUCGGAAGAGCGCGCGCAGCAGGCAUCUUCAGACGACACAGGCGGCAAGGCAAGUUCUCCGCGUCGUGCUGCGCCCAGCAGCGAGGCACGCGAGGCUGACUCUGCAGGCAACGACCGCGAAGAACCUUUCUUGGCAAGCAGACUUGCGCCUUCUUCCUCCCCGCGCCGUCUCUCUAUCUCGCCUCCGCUGUCUCUCUCCGGCUUCUCGGCGUUCCCCUUCUCUUCGCCCUCUGCACACUCCCCCCCGAAGCGCCUCCCGGCGCCGUCGGCUGUCGUGCUGCCCCCUGUGGUCGCUCUGCCCUCCGCGCUGGGCGUCUCGGUCUCCCCCUCCGCUCUCGACCAGCUCCUCUCGCUGAUGGGCGUGCCGGAGAACUGUCUCCUGGAAAAUUUCCGCUACCGCGGACUCGCGAACGUCGUAGACCGCCGCAGUUCGCUUUCGACGUGCCUCGCAGCCUGCCGAGCUGCGGCGGCCGCGUCGCGCUCCCCCGCGCUGGCGCGGGAGGCAGGUGCGGCGGCGGGCUCCCCGGCGUCCUUUCCGCCCGCGCAGUCUGCGCCUUCGUGCGGAUUCUUUUCCUACCUCCCGGAAGUCGAGCUUUGCUACCGCUACGCCACGGUGGAGGGACUCCUUCCCGCCGCGGGCUACGUGUCGGCUCCAACUUCUUGCUCCGUCGUGGAACGCGCACUGCCUGGGCGGGAGACCGCGAGGAGAGCCGACGAUGCCUUUGUCGUCUCGGGGUUCCAGGCGCAGCGGCAGCGGGAGGGGGAAGAAGGCGAGGGCCUGCUAGCGCAGGACGACGCGAGAGGGCGGCUCGCCGGAAGCCGCGACCAAAGAGCAGAGACGGGGCGAGACCGAAGACCCGCGGGAGAGAUAGGAAGCUUUGAGAGCCGCGCUGGCGAGCCAGCAACCAAUCAGCAUCCACAGGGACGGCGCGGGGACUUGGCAAUCGAAGAGGUAACAGGCAAACUCCAUCCGGCCGAGAGAGAAGAUGGAGAAAGACAGACGACGGGGACGACCGCAGCCCGCGACAAUCCACAGCCGUUGCCGGCAGCAGAGGCACGCAUCCCCACAGCGGCUUCGCCGAGCACAGCUUCCAGUUCCCCGGCGUCGGGCUUGCCUCCGUUUUUUUCUUCUGCCUCUUUUCUCGCCGCCUCAGCCGUAUCUGAGGGAAGGCCUCAUGAGGAGCGAGGUAAGACAAGCGAGGCGGAGCUCGCUGAGGGGCGAACUCUCCCUCAAGCAAGUCCCAGAAUUGACGCAGGGGAGUCCACCGGCGACGCGAAGGGCCUGGCUGAGAUGUCUGUUGCCGCGAUGCCCGGUUCUCGCUCUUCCGGGAAAGCAAGCGAGGGACAAGAAGUGAAUGUGGAAGUGCUCACGCCUUCUCCGAGCUCUCAGACGCACUUUUUCUCUCCUUCAUUGGCGAAGCACGAGGCAGACGCCGGCGUGAAAGACGUCUCUGUUCCAGAGACUGCGCCGCCGCAAGCCUCCGAGGGCACGAGAACCGCAGCGCCUUCCCCCAUGCGCCAGCCCGCGCCGCCCAGCGCCCUGGCGACCGCAACCGCAAUCCAGGCGCCUCCAACUUUUGUUUCAGAUUCUUUGUCGACUGCGGAUUCUCCUCCCACGUCGUCGGUUCCGCCGCAUUUCUCGUCGUUCCUGGCGCCUUCGCCAGCUGAGCGCCCGCCGAACGUGCCGGCUUUCUCAGCGCCCCCCGAGGUGCCUUCCCACUCAGCGGCGCCCUCGCGAUCAUAUCCGCAAAUGCCCUCGCCCUCUUCGGCUUCGCUUGCGCCUGCGGCCGGGGGGCAGUUGCAGCGUCAGCAGGUCGCGCCCUCCUUCUCCUCCCCCCCUGCGAAUGCGCCGCCCGGAGUCGCAGCCCCUGCCCCCGCGCCCUGGGUCUAUCUGCCGCCUCCGAGUGUCCCCGGGGCCUCGGGGGGGCUGUCUCCACCGCCUGCGGCUCCGCUCCCCCCGAGCCCCGUGCUGGUGGGCGCCGCAGUCCCGGCCGCCUACGCGCCCUCGUUCGCGACGCCCGCCGGGAGCUUCCUGCCGCCGGCGGCCUCGCCCGCUGCCGCGCCCGCGUACUCUGGCUUCGCAGCCCCUCAGCCGCUGAGCGCGCUCUCGGCGCUGGCGCCCCUGCCGACGAUCGCCACGCCUGCAGCGUCGACGGCCGGCUCGCUGCUGCAGACGACGCAGGGGCUGAUGCAGGCGGGAAACGCGCUGAUGCAGGCAUUUCCGCUGCAGCAGCUCCUCGACGCAGGGCAGCAGCUGUACGCCUCUGGCUUCUUCCGGAACCGCGGCAUGAAGCACCUGCAGCUUCCGGGGCUGGGCCCGCAGAAGCAGGAGCUGCCGCCGCCGCCUGGCAUGGAGAAGCCGACCGUGAACUGCGCCUCCGAAGGCAUGACCUGCUGCGUUCCCGAGAACGCAGCGGAAAAAUGGAAAGAGCGGCCGCCUUUUUUGAACAAUCACGAGAAGCAGAAGAAAUGUCGGGCGCACUUUGUCUCGAUGCUGAACUCGCUCUGCGCGACCACGAGCUACUCGCUCAAAGGCGAUGCGAUUCGAGACAAGUACGCGGCGGGUGCUUCUUUCGAAGACGAAGACGACAACUGCGGCCUCGUCCUCACGGAAACCAGGGACUUUUGGAUCUUCCACCAUACGCUCGUCAUACCGGGAAAGAACAUGAACAACGCGAUCUGCGAGUGCAAAGAACCCAAGGCGGCCAACGAGGAGGGCCUGCGCCAAAUCGAGGGAUUUGCAACCUGGGAAUUCUCGCUCCAGGCUGUGCACGCGAUGGAGGAGCAAGCAGCGCGCGGCGAGCAGAUCGCGAAGGGCUUGGGUACUGCGCUCGCGUUGACGACAAUGCUUGGGCAGCAAGGCGAAGAAGCUAUAGGCCACGUUUUAGAGCAUGCAAGUAGCCGCGGCGCCCGCAAGUAG